This is a messenger RNA of Cyphellophora attinorum, 1104 nucleotides long. RefSeq lists its product as uncharacterized. The record is from RefSeq and is a predicted model, not a curated record. Bases 1 to 1104 code for a protein of 367 amino acids. The transcript has a single exon. NCBI's taxonomy places the organism in Eukaryota, Fungi, Ascomycota, Eurotiomycetes, Chaetothyriales, Cyphellophoraceae.
AUGGCCCAGCCUACCCCAAUUCGAAUCCUCAUUACCCUCGCCACAGGGACCCAAUCCUCCUCCCUAAUCCGCGCCCUCUCCCGACACGCUCUCACCACCCACACCCCAAUCACAAUCCACGCCACCACCCGCACCCCAUCCUCCCAACUCGCCCAAGACCUCCAAUCCACCAACACCAACGCCUUCACCACCAUCCACCUCUUCCAAACCGACCUCUCCGACCCCGUCACCCUCAUCGCCCCCACAACGAACGUCACCCACGCAUUUCUAAACGUCACACCCGUCCUCACCGACGUCACACUGGAGGCCAAGCAUGCGAAGAACGUCCUCGCGGCGCUAGCAGCCCACGCCAGCUCAACCCUGCAGCGGAUAGUAUACACAUCCGCCUCCUCGGUACGCGACCCCGCUGUGCCGGGGAAUUACAACGGCCUCGACCAGCAUCCGUGGAUGAAAGCUUAUUACGAGUCGAAAUUCGGGAUUGAGGAGGCGGUGAUUGACCUCGCUACGAAUACUCUAGCGGGAAAGGGGGUGGACUGGACGGUGCUGCAGCCGGGGACCUUCUUGAGUAAUUUGCUCCCACCCGUGUCGAAGUUCAUGUAUCCGGGUAUCGCAAAGAAGGAUGGGGCGGAGGAGGAGCGGCAUGUUGUGACGACGGCGCUCGUGCCGGAUUUUAAGAGUGAUUGGGUUGAUCCGGAGUGUAUUGGGUCUUUCGCACUCAACGCGCUGUUGUUGCCGGACGGGGACGAGCGGUAUGGGGAGUAUUAUAGGGGGAAGAGGGUGAAGAUUGCGGCUUGGCCGUUGACCAUGAGAGAAGUGGUGCAGUCGCUGAACGAAUACCUGGCUAGUGAAGCGCGCCCAGAAGGGGUGCCAGAGGGGACGAAGGUGAAGGUGCGGAAUUUGAGUAAGGAGGAAGUGGAGCGGGAGGUCGAGAAGGGGGAUGUGCUGACAGCGAGUCGGCUGUUCCAGAAUGAGAAUCGGGGUGUGUUUGGUGGGGAGUGGAUGGAGGGGAUUGGGGAGAGGUAUGGGGUUGAGAUGGGCAAUUUGGAGAGGUUUUGGCUUAGGGAGGGAAGAGCGGGGAGGGUUGCGGAGGGGUUGGGGUACUGA